Messenger RNA from Setaria italica (foxtail millet), 1482 nucleotides. RefSeq lists its product as uncharacterized. Gene Ontology annotation, cellular component: plasma membrane. The transcript is spliced from 4 exons. The record is from RefSeq and is a predicted model, not a curated record. Gene Ontology annotation, molecular function: glucosyltransferase activity. The coding region runs from base 227 to 736 and encodes 169 amino acids. NCBI's taxonomy places the organism in Eukaryota, Viridiplantae, Streptophyta, Magnoliopsida, Poales, Poaceae.
GCAGCUUGACAGCCAAUCUAUCUCGCCGGCGGCGGACGGGAAAGCGAGCGCUGCAUCGCCGUGGCGAGAGAAGAGAACAGAACUGCAGAAGGGACUAGGUUAUAAAAUAUAGGUCCACAAAUAGGGUGUUUCAUGUAAAUAAUCGGAUCGCGAAUAUCAAUCGCGAUCCGAUUUAGGGUGUCUUGUGGGCUAAAUUACAAAUUUUGUGACCGCCGUCCACUCUGCGAUGCCGAUGCUACCUCCCCCGCUCCCCUUCGGGCGCCGGCGGCGGACGCCCGGCGUCUACAACAAGCCCGUGGAGCCGCAUUGGCUUCCGCCGUAUCUCUUCCGGUUCCGAUUGGAUAACCUGUUCGGCGCGAAGGUGCUCCAGGUAUUCGCCGUCUUCGGCAGAGGACGGCAGCCGGUGGCAGCGACGGGAGGCUGGUCCGGUGGUAGUAGUCAGCAUCCGAAGAGGAGAGGAUGCAUACGAUCUGGAUUUGAGCGGCAGAUAAUAGCAGAUGACUGGGAUGAAUGGACCAAGUGGAUUAGCAGUCGAGGUGGCAUCGGAGUUCCUGCUAACAAAGCUUGGGAAUCCUGGUGGACAGGAGAGCAGGAACAAUUACAUUCUGCAGAUCUACUGGGCUGUUUCUGGGAGAUCAUACUCUCUCAGAUUCUUCAUAUUCCAAUAUGGUAUCAUGUAUCACCCGAAUAUCUCUGCUGGCAACAAAAGCAUCUAUCUUAUGUUCUGGCUUCUUAAGUUGCUCCUUUGCAUUGGAUUUGUUGGAACGCUGGCAGUUCUUUACACUGUUCUGCAUCUUACAGUCUGUGACAUAUUCGCAAGCAUCCUUGCUGACCUUUCAUUUGCUGCACCCACAAGAUGAGCCAGUCUACAGACAUCACAAGCAAGUAAACCGGUGGUCAAGGCAUUUGGGCUGUGGGGGUCUGUCAAGGUUCUGUCGAUGGGGAUCGGAUCUUCAUCCUGAUGGCGGUGCUAGCAUGGUUCCCAUCUGUCUUGGAGUUACAGAUGAGAUCGCUAUUCAAUCAGGCCUUCAGCCGAGGGCUUCCAAUCACUCGUGUCUUGGCUGGCGGCAAGAAGCACAGAUGAUGCUAGUGCAGAUGACAGGAGACAUUUGUAAACACACGUUAUGCGAGGAAUUAGCUCCAGGAUUGCUGUACAUGGGUGACUGGGUGUUGUUGGAGGAUCCUAAGGUUGCUGACAUGCUGACGCUUUCAGAGUUUUCGUUGCACACACAAGGCGUCUUUUUUCCCUCCUUUUUGGCAUUUUCCUUGUAAAUAAAUCUCAUACGACAGUCUUACGUCUUGGUACAAUAGGUUGCAUAUUCUAUAUUGUGCUUGUAUAGAUAGAUGUAGGCAUUUACCCCGGUGCAUCUGAACAUUACCGUUCUUUUAAAUGCAAAGGGUAGAUUAAUUAAUUUCUAUAUAGGAAGCUCUUUAUGUAAAUGUCAGUUCAGAUUGCCUUAUAUUUUCAUGGCUGGAAUUCUA